Acanthosepion pharaonis is the source of this 741-nucleotide messenger RNA. Lineage: Eukaryota; Metazoa; Mollusca; Cephalopoda; Sepiida; Sepiidae. The record is from the annotation of a GenBank genome assembly.
AUGUCUACCUACAUGAAAAGUCCACUUCCUCACACAUCUCUCUCUCUCUCUCUCUCUCUCUCUCUCUCUUCCCACCCUUUUAUUAAACCACAAAUUCUUUCACUUUCUUUCAAUGCCUUCUUUCUUUCUUUUUCACACCUUCUUUCUUUUUCUUUCACAGUCCUCUUUCUUUCUUUCUUUCACGCCUUCUUUCUUUCUUUCUUUCUUUUUUCAUGUCUCCUUUCUUUCUUUCACACCUUCUUUCUUUCUUUUUUCACACCUUUCUUUUUCUUUCACGUUCUCUUUCUUUCUUUCUUUCACGCCUUCUUUCUUUCUUUCUUUCUUUUUUCAUGUCUCCUUUCUUUCUUUCACCUUCUUUCUUUCUUUUUUUUUCACACCUUUCUUUUUCUUUCACGUUCUCUUUCUUUCUUUCUUUCACGCCUUCUUUCUUUCUUUCUUUCUUUUUUCAUGUCUCCUUUCUUUCUUUCACACCUCCUUUCUUUCUUUCACGCCUUUUUCUCUCUUUCACACCUUCUUUCUUUCUUUUUUCUUUCACACCUUCUUUUUUUCUUUCUUUCAAGCCUUCUUUCCUUUUUCACGUUUUCUUUCUUUCUCUCUUUCUUUCACACUUUCUUUCUUUAUUUAUUUCAUUCAAUCAAGCCUCCUUUCUUUCUUUUUUUCUUUCACGCCUUCCUCCUUUUACGCUUUUCUUUCUUCCUUUUUCGUUUCAUAGCGUGUUUGAUGCUUUUCUUUCCUUAUUAG